AUGCCUUCAGUCGACCAAAUGGAGUUCACCCCGCCCGCCUCUGCGCUCCUCCAGGCGCUGUACGCCUCGACGACCCGCUCAGCUCGAACAGCCGCCGCCUCGUCCCUCGCCUCGCACGUCGUCUCGAACGGCCUUCGCUCCCUCGCAGCCGACAACAUCCUCGAUGACUUGACGCGCGCGGCGCGGUCAAAGACUCCGCAGGAGAAGGAGGGCGCGAUGGUCGCUUUCGACGAGCUGUUCCGCAAGGUCGGGCUCAGCGUCGGCGCGUCGGACCCGUUCUUCGUCCCACUCCUCCCGUGCAUCCUCGACAACCUCCAAGAGUCGGGAAAGACGGGCAGCAUCAAGGACGCGGCGGAGAAGGCGGCGAAACAGCUUGCUCGUCUCCCCCCGCCUGAACUCGCGCCCAAGGUCAUCGAGGAGCUGUUCUUGUACCUCGAGACGAACGCCAAGUGGAGGAGCAAGGUCGGAGCGCUCGAGCUGUUGAGCAUGUUUGCGGUCACGGCCAAGGACCAGGUUGCGGAGCGGCUGGGCGAGUAUGUCCCGAGGCUUGUCCCGAGCAUGCGGGAUACCAAGUCCGAGAUCUCGAGCCAGGCGGAGAAGACCGGCGUCGCGCUCUGCCAAGUCCUCACGAACCCCGACAUCCAGCCCUUCGUGACCGACCUCGUCCGCUGCAUGGCCAAUCCGACUACCGUCCCCGCCGCAAUCAAGCGCCUUUCGUCAACCGUCUGGGUUCGCGAGAUUGAUGGCCCGACUCUUGCGGUUGUCUCGCCCCUCCUUACUCGUGCUCUGUCUGAGAAGGGAACGAUCGUCCAGCGCCAGACUGUCGUCCUCAUCACCAACCUGUUCAAGCUCGUCCGCUCGCCCGACCUCGCCGCCCUCCACGCCCCUCACGUCCUCCCCGGCAUCGAGCGCAUCAUCGAGUCCGCCGCUUUCCCCGAGAUCCGCGCCUUUGCCGAAGAGGCGAAGCGCGCGGUCGACAAGUCGGUCGUUGGCGCCUCGGUCCCUGCCGUCGACCACUUCUCCGAGGCGGCCAAGGACGAGCAGACUGCUCUCUCGCAGCUUGUCGAGCUCGCUGAGAAGCAUACUGGCGAGCGACCGGAUGCCUUUGCGCAGCAGUCGUUCCGUAGCGCAGCCUUCGCCCUCGCCCAGCUCGUCCGCAAGCGCGACUUGAGCGAGAAGUUCUGGCGCGAGACGUACGUCGCGCCUUACCUCGCCCACUUUGUCGGCAAGGACGCGGCGUUGGCGAUCUCGGACGAGCUGCUCAAGCGCUGGGUCGCGGUCGACAAGGAGCGCAACCGCGUCGAGGGCGCCGACGACGACGAUGACGAGGAGGGUGACAUUGUCGUCGACUUGCCCUUCUCGCUCGCGUACGGUGGUCUACUCCUCCUCAACCACACCGUCCUCAAGCUCCGCAAGGGCCACCGGUACGGAAUCUGCGGUGCAAACGGAUGCGGCAAGUCGACGCUCCUCAAGGCCAUCAACCGCAAGCAGAUCGACAACUUCCCGAUGGACCUCAAGGCGGCGUACGUCGAGCACGACAUCGACGGCGACGAGACGGGCAUCACGGUUUGCCAGCUCAUGAUCGACGAGCCGCGCAUCUCGGCGACCGAGCAGGAGAUCCGCGCCAUGCUCAAGGAGAUGGGCUUCUCCGAGGAGCGCCAGGACGUCCCGAUCCAGUCGCUCUCGGGAGGGUGGAAGAUGCGUGUCGCCCUCUGCCGCGCCAUGCUCAUGAAGGUCGACCUCUUGCUCCUCGACGAGCCGACCAACCACCUCGACGUCCAGUCGGUCGCGUGGUUGCAGGACUACCUCAACGCUCAGGACCAGGUCACGGCCAUGAUCAUCUCGCACGACUCGGGCUUCCUCGACGCCGUCUGCACCAACAUCAUCCACUACCACAAGAAGCAGCUCGUCUACUACCGCGGCAACCUCGCCAAGUUUGUCGAGAAGUACCCGCCCGGCAAGACGUACUACACCCUCUCGGACGAGGUCGUCAAGUUCACCUUCCCGCCGCCCGGAUCGCUCAUGGGCGUUCGUUCCCGCACCCGCGCCAUCCUCAAGAUGACCGACUGCACGUUCACCUACCCGGGCGCCUCGAAGCCGCAGCUGUACAACGCGACUUGCGCCGUCUCGCUCUCGUCGCGCGUCGGCAUCGUCGGCCCGAACGGCGCGGGCAAGUCGACCUUGAUCAAGUUGUUGACUGGCGAGACGCUCCCCGACUCGGGACGCGUCGAGAAGCACCCGAACCUCCGUAUCGCUUACGUCGCCCAGCACGCCUUCCACCACAUCGAGCAGCACCUCGAGAAAUCGGCCGUACAGUAUAUCAUGUGGCGUUACCAGGAAGGCGUCGACAAGGAGCAGGCGAUGAAGGCGACGCGCGCUCUCACGCCCGAGGAGGAGGCCCAGCUCAAGGUCCCCAUCGUCGCCAAGACGGGCGAGACCCGCUUCGUCGAGUCCAUCGUUGGUCGCCAGAAGCUCAAGAAGAGCUACACGUACGAAAUCAAGUGGCAAGGUCUCCACCACAAGUACAACACGUUCGUUCCCCGCGAGCGCCUCACCGAGCUCGGCUUCUCCAAGCUCGUCCAGGAAUUUGACGACUUUGAAGCCUCGCGCGAGGGAGCCGGUUCGCGCGACAUGAGCGUCAAGCUCGUCCGCCAGCAUCUCCAGGACGUCGGUCUCGACGGUGACAUCGCCGAGUACAACGAGAUGCGCGGUCUCUCGGGUGGUCAGAAGGUCAAGGUCGUCAUCGCCGCAGCCAUGUGGUCCAAGCCGCAGGUCCUCGUCCUCGACGAGCCGACAAACUUUUUGGACCGCGACGCGCUCGGUGGUCUCGCCGUCGGCAUUCGCGAGUGGAGUGGCGCCUUCCUCUGUAUCUCUCACAACCAAGAGUUCGUCGGGGCGCUGUGCGGCGAGAUCUGGAACGUCGAGAACGGGCGCCUGACGAUGAAGGGCAAAGCGGCCGUCGACGACGGCGCGUUCGACUCGAACCCGAACUCGGCUCGCGACACCCCCAUCGGCACGCCUGGAGUCGCCACGCCCGCGUCUGUCGAGACGCCCGUCGGAUCAGGAGACGAAGCUCGAGUUGCGGCCACGGUGGAGGGAGCGGGAGAGGAAUUGAAGUUCAAGGCGGCCAAGGGGAGGAAGAAGUUGACGCGCAAGCAGUUGAAGGAGCGUGAGGAUCGUCGGCGUGCUCGUACUCUCGCCUUCCUCUCCUCCACCGUUCCCGGCGCAGUCCGCGAACCCGACACCGACUCGGACGAAGAGAACCCGAUUCACGCGCAGCAAAAGUUGCGCAUCCCGUCCAAGGCCAAACGGUCGGGCACAUCGACGCCCACCAUUGCUGGGAUGCGGACGUGA
Messenger RNA from Rhodotorula toruloides NP11, 3354 nucleotides. Its product is annotated as elongation factor 3. Lineage: Eukaryota; Fungi; Basidiomycota; Microbotryomycetes; Sporidiobolales; Sporidiobolaceae. The transcript has 6 exons. Gene Ontology annotation, molecular function: ATP binding; ATP hydrolysis activity. The record is from RefSeq and is a predicted model, not a curated record. The coding region runs from base 1 to 3354 and encodes 1117 amino acids.